This is a messenger RNA of Somion occarium, 1456 nucleotides long. The record is from the annotation of a GenBank genome assembly. Lineage: Eukaryota; Fungi; Basidiomycota; Agaricomycetes; Polyporales; Cerrenaceae.
AUCCUGCUAUGACAGCCUCUUGCCCCACACUCUCACCCUGCUAUGCUAGCAGCGAAAUAUUCACUCCCAACGCUGCUCCCAGCUUUCCUGUUGAUUCAAAAUACACUGGCUGUAGCUAACGUGACGUGGUCAAGCCCCGUCGAAGGAGACGUCUAUGAGUCGGGCCAGUCUAUAAUUGGCCAAUGGUCUGUGACCGAAGCUAUCCUUUCACCUGUUUUCCGACUAUGCUCUCCGUCAACUCAAGAAACACCCGACCCCGAUUCUGGCGAGAACACUGGUAGUGAAGAUGAUAAUUGUGGGACCGCCGUUUGGCCGGCGGUGCAGCAAUCGAACGGCUCAUAUGAAGUUACCCUCGCUGCACCGAGCGUUACCGCGCUAUCCGACUUCUACCUAGAAAUGCAAGACGAGGAAGGGAACAUAGUCCCGUCUCCCCUGUUCUCCCUAAGUCCAGCAACAAGCGACUCCGAUUCCUUAGCCCCACCACUCAGAGACCCUACUCCCUCGCUUCCCUUUGAUCCUCAAUCUCAAAGCUCCCCAGACCCCCAUGGCGUAGCUCAACCACCUCAGAUCUCUCCGAAUCUCAAUGCCAAUACCCAACCCCUUCCCAACCUAAUGCAGACUCACAUCUCCAUACCAACCGCCGCCUACAUAGUCCCACUCUCACUAGUCGGAGCCAUAACCCUCUGCGCCAUCGUCCUCCUCAUCUACCACCGCCGUCGACUCCGUACCGAACGAUCCGCCGAGAGCGAGAAAGCGACAAGUUCCUUAUCAAGAGCGUCGGGUAUCACGCGGUGUCCGACGAUGAUUUGGAAAGCUGCUUUCGGCAAUCACAAAGCUAGAAGUAGACGUAGAGGUGAUGAUGGUGGUAGGCGACGAGAUGUCGAUGAACGAGAGAGGCGGGAGACUCCGACACCAACUCGUAUGUCGUCCAUGAACCGGGAUGACAAUGAUCACUACACAGUCUAUGUUCCCCGCCUCCACUACCAGCAACCUCAGCGCCAACCUCGCCAACAAACCCGCGAACCGUUCACCCCAGCUCGUGCCUCCAGACCAGCGGUGACACCGAUAUACAGUAGAUUCACUCACGCUCGUGAUAAUGAGCAGACUAUUCCGCAGCCCGGGUCACUUAAUGAGAAGUAUGACGAAGCCUCGGAGGACGAGGUCUUAUCUGGCUACCCCCGGCCGUCACCACUCCCUCUCCUGUCGUUCUCGACACCAACUCCACCCGGUCGCACACAUGUUCGGUGGAACGCUAGCUCAGAUUCGGGAGAAAGUCAUGAUGAGGAUCGUUUGUAUCCAGACAUGUAUGAUGAAGUCGCUCGAACGCUUCCUCGCUAAUCUGAUCAGCUUUCUUGUGACUCGAUCUUUCGACUUGUAUGAAUGAUAUUAUUUCUGCGGGUCAGGAAUGACAAGGAUCUGUCUACAUGCUUUUCUUCACUAUUGCACAUUGGGUAUC